This is a messenger RNA of Ceraceosorus bombacis, 290 nucleotides long. Lineage: Eukaryota; Fungi; Basidiomycota; Exobasidiomycetes; Ceraceosorales; Ceraceosoraceae. The record is from the annotation of a GenBank genome assembly.
UGCCUGGAGCCGCAGAUCCAUCGGUGCUCGAUCUGAAUGCGUAUCAAGACUGGCCAGCGAGCGAGCCCGCCAAACCGCACGCAUUUGUUAAGAGCACAUUCAGUAAAGCUGUACAAUGCCGGAUCUGUCGAGAUCCUGUCAAGAAGCACGCAGUCCUGUGCGAAGAGUGUGGCCUCAUUUGCCACGCCAGCUGUGCUCGUCAUGCACCCCACGCUUGCAACCUUCGAGCACAGCUGCUGAUGUUUGCUGGACGCGAUUCGCAAGAUUUGGCCCGAGGCAUCUCGCCUGCA